Molecule: messenger RNA, 1614 nt
Organism: Mycena indigotica
Lineage: Eukaryota; Fungi; Basidiomycota; Agaricomycetes; Agaricales; Mycenaceae
Exons: 4
Coding region: 16-1614 (532 amino acids)
Biological process (GO): mitotic sister chromatid segregation; cell division
Cellular component (GO): MIS12/MIND type complex
Source: RefSeq, a predicted model, not a curated record
CGCGUUCCUCGAUUCAUGGCGUCGAAGCGCGAUGCCACCAAUCCUCUGCUCGCCUCUACAACCACGAAGUCCACGAAAAAGAAGGAUCAGGCUAACAACACCCUCAAGCGGAAAAACGCGGAGGAGCAGCCCAGUGGCCUUCUCAUUGUUCGCGCCAGCCGCGACCAACCGCAAACACCUGUGGCUGGCCCCAGUAAUACUAGCCAACCGUCCAAGAAGUUCAAGGCAACAACUGAAUCUUCUGGGACGCGUCCAGACACCGGCGAGCAAUCCAACAACUUCUCGCUACGGGAUACUUCGACGGCUGAAAAGCGACCGGAGAAGGACAAAGGCAAGGGGAAAGCAAAGUCAAAGCCCCCAAGCUCCAAAUCCAAAUCUCAGUCGAUGGUUCUGGACACGGAGGAACCACUCAUGGAUGGUACCCCCCAGGCGGAGAGAAACAAGGCGAUGCGGGCUCCAGCGAUGGCAGCUAUUGCACGAAGCAGGAAUGGAGACCUCUCGAGAGCAAAGACACCAGAAACCCAUCUCGACCACGAUAAUCCCACACCCCCAAGCCACAAGCGACAAAACUCACGGGGAAAACGAAUAAGCAACUCAUUUAAGGCAGGCUCUGCAGUUUUGCCACACCCUGAAGUCGAUUCCCGCAGCUUUUAUAAGCAUAUCGACCAUUCAUUACCUCCCGCCGAACAACUUCGCCAACUUGUCACUUGGAGUGCCGCCCGCGCAGCUACCCUUGUCUGCAAUCCUACUCCAUCGUCACCAUCAUCUUCCAAAGCUCCUCCUACUGUCCCCCCGACUGACGUCGACGCAAUUUCCACAAUCUCUCAGAACAUCCUCCACAAACUACUGGAGCGCCGCAUUGACCUUUCACUAUAUCGACCCGAGGAUGAUGGGGCAGUCCCACAGGGGACCAACGCUCAGAAUCAAAGGAAUCUCCAGUUCCAAGUCGAUUUCAACCGAGACAUCACACAGAUGUCUCGUGAACACGACAGUUGGGUCAAGCAAACAGACAUUUAUACCGACUUUUCCGACUCCUCGCGACGGCUGCUGGAAGAGCGCUAUCGACCACAAAACUGGGACCCGCAUUUGGACCCUGGCGAAUCAGAUCCUCCUGAAGCUGGCCCCAGCUCAACGGUGGACAAGUCAUGGCAGGAGGGACUUGAUGACCGGGGUCGUGCUGCUCUUGCUUUGUGCGACCUUCCCCCCUUGGAUGCUGCGCUCUCCAACUCUCCGCCCUCAUCACGAAGCCGUCGCCACACAACCCUUAAUGGCGUAAGGCCCCUCCCGUCCCGCUUGACUGGCCUCGAGUUCAAGCUUAAUAUGCUCCAUACUCGCCUCCAUGCCGCUCGGACAGCAGCACGUGCCACCCAGCGGAUGCUAGAUGCUCGAUUUGGUGUGCUAGGACGGGAGCUCGAUGUCCGGAGUGGGCUUCCAGAGACCAACUCAAGCCAACGCGGAGGAGAUAUGCGGCAUUUAUUCCGUGCAUUAACCCGUGUAGACCCAGAUCGAAGGCGGCCACCAGUCGAGGGUGGGCCACCGACUACCCCUCGAAAAGCGAGAACGCCAGGCAGAGAACGGACACCCGGUAGGGAAAGGACGCCAGGCAGACCGUGA